Messenger RNA from Amphiprion ocellaris (clown anemonefish), 3059 nucleotides. RefSeq names its product retinoid x receptor, beta b (gene rxrbb). Gene Ontology annotation, biological process: anatomical structure development; cell differentiation; retinoic acid receptor signaling pathway. The transcript is spliced from 12 exons. Gene Ontology annotation, cellular component: RNA polymerase II transcription regulator complex; nucleus. Bases 215 to 1549 code for a protein of 444 amino acids. NCBI's taxonomy places the organism in Eukaryota, Metazoa, Chordata, Actinopteri, Pomacentridae. The record is from RefSeq and is a predicted model, not a curated record. Gene Ontology annotation, molecular function: nuclear receptor activity; zinc ion binding; retinoic acid-responsive element binding.
GGCUCAAGUGGGUAGUGGCACUGAGCCAUCAUGGCCUGUAAACAACAACAGCGUCAAACUGAAGUAAACUAGAUCUGACUGUCGGCCUGCUGUCUACAGCUCGUCUAGAUCCCGACAGACAUAGAAGACUGGUUUCCAACAAUGAUUCGAAGGUGUGUCUGAUUGAUAUCCUUCAGACGGGACAUCAUUCUCUCCAGCAGGUUGCUUUCACGCCAUGUCCUCACAGCAGCCUAACAGCUCAGCCUCCAACAGCCCCACCAACAUCUUGGGUUCUCCUUUUUCAGUCAUCAGUCCCUCUCUCAACUCUCCAGUGGUCUCACCCUCUCUGGGCUUUGGACCUAUCAGCAACAGCCAGAUCUCUUCUUCAGCACCCAUAUCAGGGAUGCACUCAAUCAGCAGCUCAGAAGAUGUCAAACCUCCGUUUGGCCUGAGGCCCAUGCCAGCUCACAGCCCUGGAAUAAUGCUGUCUCAGAAACGUCUGUGUGUCAUCUGCGGAGACCGCUCCUCUGGCAAACACUACGGAGUGUACAGCUGCGAGGGUUGCAAGGGUUUCUUUAAACGAACUGUGCGCAAAGACCUGAGCUACACUUGCAGGGAUAACAAAGAGUGCCUGGUCGACAAGCGCCAGCGCAAUCGCUGCCAGUACUGCCGCUACCAGAAGUGCCUAGCCAUGGGUAUGAAGAGGGAAGUGAUCAAACAUGUAAAGUGGAUAAAAGAAGAUGGAAGGGAUGAGGGAUGGAUGACGGUUCAGGAGGAGCGCCAGAGGAACCGAGAGCGUGAAGGAGAGCUGGAGUUCAGUGUCGGAGUGAAUGACGAGAUGCCUGUAGAGAAGAUCCUCGAAGCAGAAACAGCUGUGGAGCAGAAGACCGAGCUUCACUCUGACGGAGGCUCUGCAGGAAACUCGCCCCAUGAUGCUGUUACCAACAUCUGUCAGACUGCAGACAAGCAGCUGUUUGCCUUGGUGGAGUGGGCAAAGAGAAUCCCUCAUUUCUCUGAGUUGCCCCUUGAUGAUCAGGUCAUUCUUCUGCGUGCAGGGUGGAAUGAGCUCCUGAUUGCCUCGUUCUCCCAUCGCUCCAUUCCUCUGAAGGAUGGAGUUCUUCUGGCUUCUGAGCUGCAACGUGAAGGCGCACACAGUGCAGGAGUUGGAGCCAUUUUUGAUAGGGAGAGUGUGCAGAGUGCAGAAGUCGGCGCCAUAUUUGACAGGGUUCUUACUGAGCUUGUCAAUAAAAUGAGAGAUAUGCAAAUGGACAAAACAGAGUUGGGUUGCCUCCGAGCCAUCGUCCUGUUCAACCCAGAUGCUAAAGGGCUCUCCAACACCAGUGAGGUGGAGCUCCUUAGAGAAAAGGUCUAUGCAUCAUUGGAAGCCUACUGCAAACAGAAAUAUCCAGAGCAGCAGGGAAGGUUCGCUAAGCUCCUCCUUCGACUGCCAGCACUGCGAUCCAUUGGCUUGAAGUGCUUGGAGCAUCUCUUCUUCUUCAAGCUGAUCGGUGACACGCCUAUUGACACUUUCCUCAUGGAAAUGCUUGAGGCUCCCCAUCAGUUGUCUUAGAUAGGAAACGCGUACUGUGGUUUAGAUAGCUGAAGUCUGGGAAGCGGGCGUGGGACUGGAGUGGCACUUUAAGUUCUUUGAAGAUUUGUCAGUUUGUCUCAUUGCUGUCUACGUUACACUUCUUUAGUGCGGCACAGAUUUGCUCUUUAGACCAAACCUGAGGCUUGGCAUGAUCUACAAGCUGGUGCUAUAUGUUGAGAUAACUUCAUGAGUAACUAUGGUAAGACAAAAGUAUUUUUAAAAAUGUAAACAUUUACAUAUUUCCCUCACAGGAGCUAUAAUUUGGGUAAAAUUUUUUAUAUGAACUUUUUAAGACACCUCAGACAUUAAGAUUCAGUUGUUUCUCCAACUGAACUGAUCCCUAAAGCCUGUUGUUUUUUAAAAAAAGAAGGGCAACCUGAAUUAUGAGUAUGCAUUAAGGAUGUAGUCUUUUUAUAAAUUUGAAUUCAAGUCAGAUCUAAAAGUUUGUACCAAACGGUCGCUGGGUACUGUGUCCCGACAGCUCAGAGUUGACUUGUAUCUACUGCAGAUGAUAAAAUCCUACCAGUGACCCUGAUAGAAGACAAGUCAGUGAUUGAAACCAUCAAGCCCAACUUGUCUGUGUUGAUUGCGGAUCAGCUUUAUGUGUCUCGUAUAUAGAGUUAGUGUUGUUUACUUCUUUGCCAUUUAAAAAAAAAAUCUAAUCACUUUGUGGUUAAUGAUUAGACUGCACUGCACACUUGCUAUGUACUAUUUCUAAAACAUACUUUUAACAAACUCCUGGCCUCUAAACGGUCAGGGCGUUUGUCUUUUGGUGCUAUUUCAGUGAUAAUUUGACCUUAUCGGUGCAGGAAAUGCAUCGAACCACGAACCUAAGAAUAUAUGCAAAAACGAAAAAAAAAUUCCUCGUGUUAAUCUUUGUUUUAAAAUGUAGCAAUAUAAAAUGUAAACUACAUAAGCUUGUCAGUUAUUCAGGGGUUUUACAAAGUAAAUCAUUUCUGGCGGUGGAAAGGGAAUACUCCAUUUUGUAAUUUAUCUAUACAAUUCUAAGGUACUGUGCAAAAGUAAUUGUUCAGGGAAAAUGUACAUUGAUAAAUUUGAAUUAUGAUCAGGAAAUACAAAUUAUAUAAUUCUUAAUAUGUGCCCUUGUUUUUUAGUUUUCAGCUAGUAUAAAGCAGAACAUGUCUUGGGUUGCACUGGAUUUGCUGAGACUGUUUCAGCUUUUUUUUUUUUUUGUGCUUUAUUUUUUUUUUGGAUGCUCAAUUGUAUUUCCUACCUUUCCCUCUUCUUUAGGUAGCUGUCUUGUUCAUUGUAACGUCUGCAAUUUAUUAAAAAGCAAACCAUAAUUGCAUUUAGAUCCAUAACACCUGUGGACAUAUAGGAAUUUUAAACGAGAUCAAAUGAGGUCUGUAUGAUGGUAAACAUCAGAUGAGCUGUACUGGUGAACUUGUUUCUGUAUGCUCUUGAACAUAAAGUGACUUGAAGCAUGGGUUGCGUGGACUAAAAAAAUAAAUAAAGAGGCUUAAGUUUU